AUGUCUAAUUUAAGACAUUUGAUGAAUUACGAUAACAACUCUAUAGGUUACCAGCAUAAUGGUAAUAGCAACAGCAGUAAUAAUCCUGGAGGAAGUAGCUAUUUAAGUGGUAGGAACAAGGCUAGCAUUAGCAACUUGAUAGAUACUGGAAGUGAUGUUUCCUACAAUAACCAGAAUGUCGCAUCUAUAAACAACAUUACCCAGCUGCCGCCACUGCUGCUACCAAAUUACAAUUACAACUACAAUACAUAUACACAGCAGCCACCCAUUCAGCACCACCAGCAACAACAACAACAACAACAAGCCAAUACGGUUGAGACACUGCAAUCACCCGAAGAUGAAAAUAUAGGAACUGCCACCGAAUAUGAUCAAGCUUCAACUAACAACGCUAUAACAACAACAGACCAAGUCUCAUCGGAAAGGAUCUUGCAGAGUUUUGAACGUAUCAAGACACAUUUCCCAGCUGCAAGGAUCAAGAAGAUUAUGCAGAGCGACGAAGAAAUUGGAAAAGUAGCACAAGCCACUCCUGUGGUUGUAGGGAGAGCAUUAGAGAUAUUCAUGGCCAAUUUGGUCGAGGUCAGUGUGAGCCAGGCGAAGAAGCAAGGUGUAAAGCGUAUAACUGCUUCUCAUGUCAAACUGGCCAUUGAAAACACAGAGCAAUUUGACUUUUUGAUGGAAGCAGUUGAAAAAUAUCCGUCAUUGAAGAAUUAG
This is a messenger RNA of Lodderomyces elongisporus, 711 nucleotides long. It is a transcript of the gene HFL2, whose product is annotated as negative cofactor 2 transcription regulator complex subunit. The record is from RefSeq and is a predicted model, not a curated record. Gene Ontology annotation, molecular function: core promoter sequence-specific DNA binding; RNA polymerase II general transcription initiation factor activity; protein heterodimerization activity. Bases 1 to 711 code for a protein of 236 amino acids. Lineage: Eukaryota; Fungi; Ascomycota; Pichiomycetes; Serinales; Debaryomycetaceae. Gene Ontology annotation, biological process: transcription by RNA polymerase II. The transcript has a single exon. Gene Ontology annotation, cellular component: nucleus; negative cofactor 2 complex.